UAUUCCGUCCUGAACAUUAUCCAAGGGGAAGCUGACCCAACAGAUGUGCAUAAAUCCUUGCUAAGAAUUCGUGAGCGUCGAUUGGCUCAAUUCAUUCCUUGGGGUCCCGCUAGUAUUCAGGUGGCCCUGACAAAAAAAUCGCCCUAUGUUCAGACGUCACAUCGUGUAAGCGGAUUAAUGUUGGCAAAUCAUACUAGCAUUGCUUCACGUACAUGUGAUCAUUAUGAUCGAUUCAGAAAACGCGGUGCUUUUCUAGAACAAUAUAGAAAAGAAGAUAUGUUUGCUGAUAACUUGGAUGAAUUUGAUGUUGCCAGAGAAGUUGUACAAGAUUUGAUAAAUGAAUAUGAAGCAUGUGAAAGCCCGGAUUAUAUAAAUUAUGUGAGUUGCUUUGCUCGCGAACAUAUUGU
Messenger RNA from Dentiscutata heterogama, 407 nucleotides. The record is from the annotation of a GenBank genome assembly. Lineage: Eukaryota; Fungi; Glomeromycota; Glomeromycetes; Diversisporales; Gigasporaceae.